Messenger RNA from Phaedon cochleariae (mustard beetle), 3993 nucleotides. The record is from the annotation of a GenBank genome assembly. NCBI's taxonomy places the organism in Eukaryota, Metazoa, Arthropoda, Insecta, Coleoptera, Chrysomelidae.
UUCUUAUCCUCAUCUUCUCCGCCGAAAUCAAGAGUGCUGUGACUGCUUUGCUCAGUGUGCUCACUACUGAACGCUCGAAGUCUGCUCCGCAAGUGGGACAUUCGAAUAUCGGACCAAAGAAGCGAAGUAAUACAGUAAUACUAGAUUAGUCUUCUGUAGACCGUCACUCGUGAAAGAACGCGAAGAAAACAGUUACGGGAAAAGUGCGGGAAAAUAUUGUGUGAAAAAAAAAAUCGGGAAAUUUAUUUUUUCGGAUAAUUUCGUACCGGGAAAGUUCCAACUUCACUCAUUUUCCGGUUCGCUAUGUCUAUUUCACAUAUAAACAUUUUUCAGCGGUGACAUUUUUUUGUGAAAUUUCAGGAUCAAGUAUAGUGCCUCAAGGAUUAAAUUUGGAUUGCGUAUAUUGAAUCAGAAAGAUGGUAGGGCUGAAAUUCGUGGACGAGAGCCUCAACCGGUCCUUCUACAAAUUGGGGAUGUUGGUGGGGAAACACCCUGGCUACUUCCUCAUUGUACCCGUGCUCCUCACCCUGCUGGGGAUGACAGGGUACCAGCGGAUAAAAAACAACAUCGACCCGGAGUACCUGUUCAGUCCGAUCAACGGGGAGGGCAAAUUCGAGAGGAGUAUAGUGGAGAGUUAUUUCAAGGUCAACUAUAGCAGCAGAUUCAGUGUGUCCCGAAUAACUAGAGCUGGACGUUUCGGCAGAGUAAUUCUGACAUCGAAAGAUGGCGACGAGAACCUGUUGCGUGCGGCCGUAUGGGAGGAGAUGCGCCUUCUCGACAACUACAUUCAAAACAUGACGGUCUCUUACGAGGACGAAACGUUCACCUACAAAGACAUCUGCGCGAAAUGGAUGUCAGAGUGCUUCCAAAACGACAUCCUCAAUUUAGACUACAUAAUGGAGGACGUGGAAAAUGGAAUGAUCAACCUAACUUUCCCAAUCAUGUUCAAUCCAGUGACUUGGGACGCUCAUGCGUUCCCGGUAUUUUUUGGCGGUUCAGAAGUUAGUGAAGAUGGCAUCAUCAUCAGCGUACCUUCCGUGCAGCUAGUAUAUUUUGGGAAUGCAGAUACCAAAAAAUACGAGAAAAUGGGAGCAGCAUGGGAAGAUGCUUUCCUGAAUCUGAUAGAAGAAAUUCAGGACAAAGAAGAUCGAUUCCAACACAUAAGAAUAGCUAGAUUCGCAUCGAGGACACUUGAUCACGAAUUGGAAAAAAAUACGAAAUCAGUAAUGCCUUAUUUCACGUCGACUUUCGCAAUCAUGGCUAUAUUUUCAAUAGUCACUUGUAUGAUGUUUGAUUGGGUAAGAUCCAAACCUUGGCUAGGCCUUUUGGGCAACUUGAGCGCUGCAAUGGCAACACUGGGCGCAUUCGGAUUUUGCAUGUACGCAGGCAUCGAUUUCAUCGGUCUGAAUUUGGCUGCCCCAUUCUUGAUGAUAGGAAUUGGUAUAGACGAUACUUUCGUGAUGUUGGCGGCUUGGAGGAGAACUUCCAUCAAAUCCCCUGUACCAGUCAGAAUGGCCCAGAUGUUGAGCGAGGCAGCUGUUUCCAUAACCAUCACCUCCGUCACUGACUUUUUCAGUUUUUGCAUCGGAAUUUUCAGCCCUUUUCCUUCCGUUACAAUUUUUUGUAUUUACUCCGGGGCUGCUACUAUUCUAUUGUUCAUAUGGCACCUGACGUUUUUUGCUGCAUGUGUAGCAAUAUCAGGAUAUUGUGAACAGAAGAACCUCCAUUCCGUUUUCUGCUUCAAGGUGCAGCCAAAAUCAAAAUCACACGACAGAUGCUUCUUGUACCGCUGGUUCUGCAGCGGCGGCGUCGAUCGGAACGACAUGGACAAUCCCGAGGACAACGAAGAACACGGCAUGAUGGUGUUCUUCAGGGAUCACUUCGCAGCCGCCCUCAACAACGGCUGCGUCAAGUUCCUGGUCGUCCUGGUCUUCCUGGCGUACCUGGGAGGUGCUGGAUAUGGGAUCACCAGGAUCGAGGAGGGACUGGAGAGGAGGAAGGUGGCCAAGAGCGAUUCGUACGCCAUCGAGUUCUUCGAUAGGGAGGACGAUUACUACAAGGAGUUUCCGUACAGAGUUCAAGUAAUAGUCUCAGGCGAACACGACUAUUCCGAUCCGAAAAUCCAAAAGCAAGUCGAAAAUCUGACGGCAACUUUCGAAAACACCACUUACAUAUCGAACAACACCUUGUACACGGAGUCGUGGCUAAGAAGUUUCAUCCAGUAUACCGAACGAAACAAGGACUAUCUCAAUUUGACAGUCGACACCAAGAAAGGUUUCACUGAUGCAUUGAAAGAGUAUUGGUUGGCACCGAGCAGUCCAUUUUCUUUGGACGUAAAAUUCGACGACACAGGGGAAAACAUCAUAGCGAUGCGAUUCCUCAUCCAAGCUGUCAACAUAUCCGGAACCGAGCACGAGAAGGAGAUGGUGAGAGCCAUCAGACAAAUCUGCAAAGACUCACCGCUGAAUGUCACCGUCUUCAAUCCCUAUUUCGUAUUUUUUGAUCAAUUCGAAUUGGUGAGACCCAUGUCCAUCCAAAACAUGAUCAUAGGAGCUGGAAUCAUGAUGGUGGUGUCCUUCAUAUUCAUUCCCAAUAUCCUGUGCUCGUUUUGGGUGGCACUCAGUAUCAUCUCGAUAGAAGCGGGGGUGGUGGGUUACAUGGCUCUGUGGGGGGUCAACCUGGAUUCCAUCUCGAUGAUCAACCUCAUAAUGUGUAUAGGUUUCAGUGUAGACUUCACUGCUCACAUUUGCUACGCCUACAUGUCUUCCAAAGCGAAAACCCCCGACGAAAGGGUGAAAGAUGCCUUGUACGCCCUUGGUUUGCCUAUAUUCCAAGGUUCCGUCAGCACCAUUCUGGGAAUGAUAGCUCUCCUACUAGCCAACAACUACAUCUUUUCUGUGUUCUUCAAGAUGGUGUUCUUGGUAGUAUUCUGUGGAGCUAUGCAUGGACUGCUUCUGCUUCCAGUGAUGUUAUCCUUGUUUGGACCAGGCUCUUGUACCAGAAGACCGAUUGAUGAAGAUAUGAAGCUAUCGAAAAUAGAAGAAUCUCUUCCCCCUCCAUACUGCAUACCACACCCACAGUUUACCUUGAAUGGUAGCAAUUUGGGAGCUCUGAAGGGUUCUAACAUUCCAAGCAUCGAAAGGUAUGCAAAAAAGCCGUUAAAGAACUACAUGGAGAUAGAAAAGGACCUCGGUCUAGGCACUUCCGAAGAGAAUUCCAGCGAAUCGUCGGUCCAUUCGCAGAGGAAAAACGGUUUGGACGAUGCAGCCAUGGAGAAAAAGUACCGGGACGCGUGGAGAAGGAAUUCUGAGGUAGCGAUAAGCCAGUUCAGGGCUUCGCAAGUACUAGACAUCUUUGGAAACGACUCGGAAGCCGAAUAUUACAGGAAAAGACAAAGACGAGUAACCGAAACGGCGACUCCGAAUGCGAGGAUUUACGAACGAAGAGCCCCGGAAGUCGACUUACCACCGCCAAGGUACCAACCCAACAGAAGACACUCACCGCCAGAGGGCAGGUACCAACCGAGACAGAACGGAGAGUACCUGAACAGAUCCAAUUCCUAUCACGAAAUAUCGCAUCCUAGGUUCGUGAAGGAGUCCAGAUAUUCGUAGUUUCAUAGGUUAUGGAAAUUAUUGUGUUCGGACUAAGGUGGCCAUUCAAGUGGAUUUGUGAACAAUAUGUAUUUUUACGUGAUUAACAAUUUGACGAGAUGAUUCCGAAAAUAUCGGAUAAACUACGUAUUUAUACAGGGUGUGCGGUAAACCAUGGAGUUAGUGAUAAACAAGUUUUUAACUUAUUAGAAGACCACAACUUGACCUUGGUAGAAACUUCACGUCUUUCGAGAUAUUGGAACUCCUAUAAAAACAAAAACGAAUUCCUAUCUCGGAUCAUUCUUUCAUGUUUCAAGCAAAUAAGGAGCGUUUCAUGUUAAUGCUCAUCAUCGAUAAAUACAGGGUGAAUCUGAAAGUGAGUUUUUUUAUUUAACAGGGUUUG